AAAUUAUAUGAUUGCUACAGAAUAAUUCGAUUGUCUUCCAAUAGAAGAAGUAUCUUCUAUGUUGGGCUCAAUUUAAGUGAAAGUAUAUUUCAUUUUUAUAUUUAGGAAUAUCCAAUCUUUGAUGUUUAGAAAGGUGUGUUGACUAAAAAGAAAGUUAAAUAUCAUAAUUAUGAUGACGAAGAAAUUGAAAUUAAGUUUGAAUGUGAAUAAUCUUAAUAUUGUACAGCCAAUGAAAAGAUUGUUAAGAUUCCUCCAAAAGGUAUUAAUAAUAAUCUAUAUAAAGGACUUGAUUUCUUAAGAAUUAGAAUUUUAGUUCCAAGCAAUUGUUAAGAACAUUAGAUUACACUCACUGUUGAUGCUCAUGAUAAUCAUACUGGAUUGAUAAAGUAAAAGAUUGUUUUUAAAUUAAAUGUUGUGAAUCCAUGAGGAU
Paramecium sonneborni is the source of this 430-nucleotide messenger RNA. NCBI's taxonomy places the organism in Eukaryota, Ciliophora, Oligohymenophorea, Peniculida, Parameciidae. The record is from the annotation of a GenBank genome assembly.